Paramisgurnus dabryanus is the source of this 2029-nucleotide messenger RNA. RefSeq lists its product as uncharacterized. The record is from RefSeq and is a predicted model, not a curated record. Gene Ontology annotation, biological process: cell surface receptor signaling pathway; negative regulation of T cell proliferation; T cell costimulation. NCBI's taxonomy places the organism in Eukaryota, Metazoa, Chordata, Actinopteri, Cypriniformes, Cobitidae. Gene Ontology annotation, cellular component: external side of plasma membrane.
UGCACUUCAGUGUUCAUGUCAAACUGCAGUUUCAGUGAGGAGAUCAGAACAUCAUGAUGCUGCUUCCACUGAAUUUGUUUGGUAUGUUGAUGCUUUGGUGCUGUUGGCUAAUGGAUGUUAAAGGUCAGGAUGUGUGUCAAUCAAAUUUUACUGGGCGAAUUAACUUAACUACAGAGCUGCAGUCUGAAAUCCUGCUACCAUGCUACUUUGAAGAAGCCUUCAUUAAAACAAACCAGACUCCAAAUGCAUGUGUUGUGUGGACUCACAUAAAUGAAACAUUUAAAGACAUUGUAGAGGUCACAGUAAGUGGUGAGGUAAAGUUCUGGAAUAGCAGAGACGGGAGAAUCAAGGCAUUCCCUUAUAUCCCUGGCUCUAGAAACUUCUCCAUUCUUAUUCGAAAUGUGACAAAGUCUGAUCUGGGUCUCUACUACUGCAAACUAUUCAGAGAGACAAACUGUUUGCUAGGCUACAUGAAGAUAAACAUAAGUCUUGCUUCUGUGAACAUCUACUGGCAGCUCCUAUUAGGAGGAGGAGGAUUUCUGCUUCUUUGUCUGAUUCCAGCAUGUGCUUUCUACACAUAUACAAAGAGACGAUCAGUCCCAAGUUCACACAAUUGCCAUAACAGUGUUGGACAAAUAUUUGAACAAACAGAUGAAAUAACCUAUGCCUCAGUUGUUCAUAGCCGCAAUGACAGCAAUGCUCUUAUGAGUGAGAAGAACAGCUCCACCCCUGAAUCAGACCUUCUGAACUCUGAAACUGACGUCUUAUAUGCUACCGUGAAAGAAAGAGGAAGGCAGAAGAUGAAAGAUUAAGCAUCAAAGCACUGAGAUAUACAACUAUUUUAAGAAAACCCCUAUAAGUUAUUAUUUGUCUCCUGCCAUUUUUAUUUGCCAUUCUGCUGGUUUGAUAUCUCAGGUCAGAAGGAAUACAUCCUGAAAACUGUUAUUUCUUUACUUUAUCAACUUUCAGUCAUGCUAAUGGUAGUUUUUAUGGUUUAUAAUAACGGAUGGAAAAGCCUGAUGAUAGAAGAAUACAGACUAAACUCCACUUUAGUUUAGUUAAAGUUCACUUUAGUUUCUAAUCUUUUUCUGUUGUGUUUUAUUGAGUCUAGUUGUGUCUUAUCAAGUACUUUAUUCUCUACUGAGUUUUAUUGAGAAUAAGCCUAGACUGUGCUGUUUUCUCACCUAAACCACAAAAACAACCUGAAAUCUUUGCACUAGUCCAGAAAAACAGACAGGACCACAGGUGCAAGAUGCGUGACAAUGAAUUGAGUGUUGUGGAUGUCAGUAGUGACUCAUAAACAGAGAGAGAGGAAGAACAUUAACAGAACUUGUAUAACCUGAACCUGGUUACUGCAUAUUAUAUUUUUUUACUAGUAGAGUUGAUCAAUGCCUUACUUAUAUAUAAGCCUACUUACAAGAAAUUAUUCUGUUGCAAGCUAGAACAGGAUGUUGACACACACAACCACAAAUGCAAUAACAUUAAUAAAGUGGCAUGACGCAAAUACUGCAUCAGCUGUGGAGUUUUGGUUUAAGAAUAAGUAUAAGAGUUAGCUAACUUUCACUUCAUUUUCUGUUUAUUACACCUAAAACAACAAACUUGCAGCUCAGUUGGUACAGCAUUACUGUAGUUUAGCACAAAGGUCAUGCAAGUUUGACUUGCAGAAAACAAACAAUCAGAUCAAAUGUAUAGAUUAAAUGCACUUUGGAUAAACAUACAUUUGCCAAAUACGUCAAUAUAACACAAUUUUUGUUUUCUUUCUAUAAGCUAAACAGUAUACACAUUAUCCUCCUAAGAUCUGGAUGUCAACAUAUGUGGACAUAAAUUUUUAUGAUGUUUGCACAAUAUUACUUCAUUCUGUGUAACUGGAACCUGUUGUACUCAGAAAUGGACAAAUACACUGCUUAUGUUCUUAAAAAACAAUUUGGUUAUUAUAUUUAUUGGUUCUUCCUAACCCCAAAAUUGCUGGUAGAAAUCUGAAAAAAAAAGCCAAAACCCGGGUCUCAGGAGGUCAAACAGUAAAGGUCAA